This is a messenger RNA of Tupaia belangeri chinensis (Chinese tree shrew), 5685 nucleotides long. RefSeq names its product glutamyl-tRNA amidotransferase subunit B (gene GATB). Gene Ontology annotation, biological process: mitochondrial translation; glutaminyl-tRNAGln biosynthesis via transamidation. Lineage: Eukaryota; Metazoa; Chordata; Mammalia; Scandentia; Tupaiidae. Gene Ontology annotation, molecular function: glutaminyl-tRNA synthase (glutamine-hydrolyzing) activity. The coding region runs from base 43 to 1716 and encodes 557 amino acids. Gene Ontology annotation, cellular component: glutamyl-tRNA(Gln) amidotransferase complex; mitochondrion. The record is from RefSeq and is a predicted model, not a curated record. The transcript has 14 exons.
CGGAGGAAAGCUGAGUCACCUGACCAGCGUCCUGCCGGUGCAAUGGCGGCGCCCAUGCUACGCUGGGGCUGUCUUGGAAGACGAAGGGCUUUAGCCUUGGUUGACGGCAGGACUCGGUCCCGAAGAGGGGCUCCGACUGGGUCCGCGUCGGACCGGAUAAGGGAACAGAGUUCAGUGGCUCAGCAGCCCGUCCACACGGCCCAGGAGCCGAGGAAAGGUGAACACAAAUGGGCAGCUGUGGUAGGUUUGGAAAUUCAUGCCCAGAUCUCCUCCAACUCUAAACUCUUCUCUGGAUCUCAAGUCCGCUUUGCAGCACCUCCGAAUUCUUUGGUUUCCUUUUUCGAUGCAUCUCUACCUGGAACUUUGCCGGUGCUCAACCGGAGGUGUGUGGAAGCGGCCGUGAUGACAGGCCUGGCCCUGAACUGCCACAUCAACAAGAAGUCCUUGUUCGACAGGAAGCACUACUUCUACGCGGACCUCCCGGCAGGCUACCAGAUCACCCAGCAGAGGCUGCCGAUUGCCGUGAAUGGGAGCCUGACGUACAGCGUCUGCCUCGGGAAGCCACGGAACCAGAUGGUCACCAGGACGGCGAGGGUCAAGCAGAUCCAGCUGGAGCAGGACAGCGGGAAGAGCCUGCACGACGACCUGAGGUCACAGACGCUGGUCGACCUGAACCGAGCGGGAGUUGGCCUCCUGGAAGUGGUCCUGGAGCCCGACAUGUCCUGUGGGGACGAGGCGGCCACCGCCGUCAGGGAGCUGCAGCUGAUACUUCAAGCCCUGGGGACCAGCCAGGCGAACAUGGCAGAGGGCCAGUUGAGAGUGGACGCCAAUAUAUCUGUGCACCAUCCUGGAGAACCUUUGGGCAUUCGGACCGAAGUGAAGAAUCUCAACAGCUUUAGGUUUUUGGCCAAAGCCAUAGACUAUGAAAUUGAGAGGCAAAUCAACGAACUUGAGAGCGGAGGGGAAAUCCUGAAUGAGACGCGUUCGUUUGAUUACAAGCUGGGGUGCACCGUGCCGAUGCGGGACAAGGAGGGAAAACAGGACUACAGGUUCAUGCCGGAGCCCAACCUGCCUCCUCUGCGGCUCUAUGACGACGCCUCGUCUCCACCUGCAGGCACGGCCUCCCAGCAGGUGGUCAACAUCGACCGGAUUCGAGAGACGCUCCCCGAGCUCCCCGGAGUCACCCGAGAGAGGCUCGUGCGGCAGUACGGGAUGCUGCCGGAGCACAGCUUCACCCUGCUGAAUGAAGUUGGCCUACUGGAGUUCUUCCAAAGUGUGAUCAAAGAAACUAGGGCAGAGCCAAAAAAGGUGACUAGCUGGGUCCUGAACACCUUCCUGGGCUAUUUAAAGCAGCAGAACCUUGCUGUAAGCGAGAGUCCUGUCACACCCUCUGCGCUCGCCGAGCUUCUGGACCUGCUGGACAGUAAGGCAGUUUCUUCAGCCGCAGCUAAACAGGUGUUCGAGGAGCUGUGGAGGACCCCCGGGAAGGCCCCCGCGCUGGUCGUUUCUGAAAAGCAGCUGGGACUGAUGCAGGACCGGCAAGCCCUGGAGCAGCUCUGCCAUUCCGUGAUGGAGGGACAUCCCCAAGUGGUCACGGACGCGAAAGGAAACCCCAGAGCUGUGAACAAACUGAUCGGGCUGGUCCGGAAAGCAUCUGGGAACCGAGCGGACCCAGCGGUGAUAAAGGACAUCCUGGAGCGGAAGCUGUCCUCCUGAGAGGGUCCGGGGACCUGCCUGCGGGGCGGCGCAGUGCUGGGCCAGAACAGGUGGAGAGCAGGCCUGGGCCCCCACAGCCUCCGGGAGGCCGUUCCACACCCCUGCUGUCCCGCCUCCCAAGGCCCUGCGCCUUGGGGUGCCGCAUCUACAAAGACCAGCAGCCACCGCCGUCUGCAUCUGCCCUGCUGACAUCCAGCCGGCGGAGGUGGUUAAAGACGGCACUUCUGCCCUGCUCAGUCAUUCCCAGUUGGCGAGAAAACUCGGCCCAGGUUCUGUUCCCCUUCUAACUCUGCGUUCUGCAGUUCCCGCCACCACCAUGUGGGGCACUCCUGAGGGCCGGCUGGUCCAGGCAGACUCCACGGGGGUUAGAUUUAGGCUCCCAAACAGGCCAGAAGGAGGAAAACGCAGCAAUGUAAUCGGUGUGGUGUGGACGUGAUUACGCAGGGCGGUCCCCGAGGGUGGAGGAGGCGGUUAGCGUUGGGCCAGGGAUUAGCAGUCACCACCUCCAUUCGGAGCAAGUGCUAUCGCCCAUCCCACUCCCUAGGGAUCCAGGAAGGCUUAAGCCUGAGAAUAAAUGAAUUAUUAAAAAAAAUAAAGACAACAGGCAUUUUCAAAUAAAUUUAAUGAAUAAAAUAUAUACCGAAAUAUCACAUAAAAAAUUAACUUACACUUCAAAGAUUGUGCAGUUGACAACUUCUUCCCCCACCCACCCUCAGGCAGAAAAGAAGAAAAAAAAAAGUAACAUUAAAUUGAUUUGUUUCGCCUGGAAAGAAGAAGACGGUAACUAGUAAAUUCUUGACCUGUCACAAUAAUCACAGUGCAGUUGACAGCGCUCCCACCGAGGCCGGCCACCCCGUCCCGUUCUCCCUGUCACACUGGGGGUGCACCCUUUCAUGCGUUACAUGCCUCUGUCACCUCUGGCAACACUUAAAGACCAGUUUUGCUAAUGCUUUAAAAGUAUUUGCUCUUUCAAAGUUGUUUGUCACACCGGGACCUAAACAAGAGAAUACCGUCUCCGAGGCCCUGGUGUUAAACUUCAGAUCCUCUCGUCUCAUAAGAACAGUGAAGACCCUGUCAGGAACACCGCACCCCGGGCAGCUGGGGCCCACAGAAAGGUGGGCAGUCCCCUGUCACCGACUUAGCAACCCGAGGGUCCUGGCGUGCAGACGUGGCUCAGCACCCCUCCUACUCAGCCAAGGAGGGGUUGUGUGGUUUAUUUUGGACAAGCACAAGAAGGUGACAUUUAGAAAAAAAGGUUUUUUUACUUAGAAUUCUAAAAGAAUCCGUUACCUUGCCCAGAAGCCAGGUGUCCCACCUUCUGUCGCAGGACUGAAACCUACUGGGUCUAAAAGGAAUAGAGUUCUUUUCCCCACACCUCAGGUCUCCUCCCUCCGCAAGUCUGAAUUACAAAUGGGUCGAGGCGGUUUGGAAUCGGAAUCUGGCAUGGUCUUCCAUUCUGUACGAAGUAAGGUUCGGGUUCAUAAAUCCCACUCUGACCAGUGGCUUCGGCUUCUAGGUCAUUAGUAAACUCUACAAAACACACUGGAGGAUCUUUCUAGACCUUCUCAAAUCAGGGCCUUAUUUAAAAGGGGUAAGGAGAGUCACCGAAACUCCUAGGGCAGGUGACACCCUCCCGCCCGAUCACUCCCCGAGGAAAGUGCCGUCGCUGAGACGCGGUCUCCACGAGGCUCGUCCUCGUCCGCCCUGACAGCAGCCUGUUGUCUCGAAUGCCAGUUUCUGGAAUCUGAGAUUCUGGAAACCAGCCUUUGUGUGUUGUCAUCACUGUCACCACACACACACACACACAUCAGAGCUCUGAUUGGACCUCACUCCUCAAAAGAGAAGUUUCCCGAACACCCCUGAAGUUCACAGUGUAGCCCGCUGGUCAGUGAGCUCCGUCCUGGGGACUGUCGACGUCUGUGUUCACUACUCGUGGGGAGGUACCUGACUGUCGGAGCUGCGGCCGCAGUGGAGGUCAUUGCCACCUGUCCCUGGGCGAAAGGCCCUGACAGGGUGGGGCGUGGGCCAGCCUGGACCAGCUGUGCGGCCCGGGGCGGCGGCUGGUUGGCUGGGCGGUCCUGGUGGAAGGUGAUGCCCGCGCCAGCCCUCGGCCUGCUCCCUGGCAUGAGUGUUCAGGGAGAGUCUAGCUGAUGAAAGAAAGUUCGACGGGCAACUCUUGGUGGGCCCCGUCCCAGACAGGCUGCUGACUACUAGGCUUGUAAGUUCUGGCUCAUUUGGGUCUAGAAAGGAGGGGUUUUGUGUUUGUUUUUUGCCAGAGGACAUGUGCACACGCUGAAGAGAGAAAUCAUCCCCCAGGGGGCUGGACACACCACGGUCCCUUCUCCAUUCUCUUGGGAUUUGGGGCACGCACAGGACCCCGGUGCUUUACAAGCCAUUAGGUCUAGGACAUGAGCCCCACAUCGGCCCUGUCGAUCCAGCUAUGCUGACCACUGCACCACCUGAACCCCACAUCGGCCCUGUCGAUCCAGCUAUGCUGACCACUGCACCACCUGAACCCCACAUCGGCCCUGUCGAUCCAGCUGCGCUGACCACUGCACCCCCUGGACCCCGCAUCGGCCCUGUGGGAUCCAGCUGUGCUGACUACUGCACCACCUGGCCGGCUCCUUCACUUUUCUUACGGGUCUAGGCUUUGCAUCAGCGUGAGCUUCCGUCCCCCUCCUCCAAGGAGUAGCUGGCCUAGAAGAGGGCUGAGGCCGCCAUUACACUGCGGUGAGGCUGUGGCCGCGGCACCCCACCCUGCCCCUCCCAUGGCCAGUGCUAACCAGAUGGAGCAGUGCGCCCACCUUCAGCUGUGAGCUCGUUAAUUCAGCAUAUCCCCCACGGCCGGGACCCCUCGCUUAGAUAUUUUUCAUUUCAGUGGAAAGUCGCUGGCCGGUCUACGUGACUACUGGGUAGAAAGCAGCCCGAGGGGCCACGCUGUGUAGACACCACCCGAGCAGCCCGGAGCCUGCCGUGCCCCUGCAGCUCCCAGACACGCACUCGGCUGUCCCCGACGUGAGACCGCAGGCACCUGAUCUGACGCCCUCACGUUGCCUCGCUUGGUCAGACGGCUCAGCGGAAACCACCUGACUGACGGCACUGCCGGUUCCAAACUGCGGGGCACGGGGGCCUUAUUUCAGGCGGGCCUUUCGUAGACUUGGCCCGGUUAAAAAAGCCGACACCCGAGAGGUCAGACGGUGGCCUUGGCUCCCUGAGAUUUAUAAUCCAGCGUCUGUGUGGCCCAGGAGCUCCCAUCGCCCUUGUUGGGUUCUGAAGUGACACAGUGGUGACUUGGAUGUCCCUGAAUACGCCUGCGACGCACGUCAGACUCCAGAGACAGCCCUGCUGGCAGUCGUGUUCCUGACGUGGGUGAUGCCCAGUUCCGUUUCCUUAAAUCUUACAAGACAGGAACAAAUUGCACAGUGACCGGACGGGACGGGAAGGGUGGCAAGGGCGGGUCCUGGCUGCACUCCUCGGCCUCAGGAUUCUAAGUGCAAGGGGCCAGCGCGCUGCAGACCCACCCCACCAUUCUGGGCCUCCUCCCUGAAGAACCUCCCCGAAAACCUGUCCCUACAGCCUGUUUACCCCGCUAAUGAGCUGCCAGGAUCAUCUGUCGUCCAAAACAAGUCAUGGCCUAAUAAAUACCUUAAUGGAGAGGGUUUACUGAGGCAGAAUGAUCCCGAAAACCAUCCUUAUUUCCGAGAGCUCUUUCCAAGGCAUUAGGUUUAUGAUGGCCAUUCAAAAAGAGAAAAGAAAGUAGGGGCGAGUCAGCUCCAACCUUAAAACGUGUCCUCGGUGAUGUGCGUAAAGGCCGCAGCCUAAACCAGUAGACAGUGCGCUGUUCUACGCCGUCCCUCGGUGGACUCAGCUGUGAUUCACGGACCGAUGGCUGAAGCACCGAGCCUAGAAUAUCUUCAUGACUCAAAGCUGACGCGGCCUCGGCGCACAAGGACAAAGUUACCAGGAAGG